This is a messenger RNA of Poecilia latipinna (sailfin molly), 2321 nucleotides long. Its product is annotated as putative leucine-rich repeat-containing protein DDB_G0290503. Bases 85 to 2229 code for a protein of 714 amino acids. The transcript is spliced from 19 exons. NCBI's taxonomy places the organism in Eukaryota, Metazoa, Chordata, Actinopteri, Cyprinodontiformes, Poeciliidae. The record is from RefSeq and is a predicted model, not a curated record.
UGUGGGUCAGGGUUUGCGUCAAGAGCCAGCUCCAGUGCUGGUGCCUUCAGACGUUGCGAUCCGGGUCUAAGGAGGUGGCGGUCGAUGUACCAUCUGGAGCCUGAGAGUCCUACAAGGUCCCUCUCAUCAUUUGGAGCAGAAAUGUGGACUGGUCGAGGAGAAAGGAGCUUCAGACAAGCAGAAGUUUUUCCGUGGCUCCAUGAUGCUCAUGAGCGGCUGAACACUAAGCUGGACCGGCUCGGGACCAGAGAAGUUACUCUGGGCCACAACAAAACGAUGGCUCAGAUGCUCAACCUGGAACAGAAGCUGCUGUCUAAAACGAUGGAUGCUUUCAGUCAGGAUGAAUUGUUUGAGCGAAGUCAACAGUGCCGAGAUCUCCAAGAAAAAGUCCGGAAGCUGGAAAAUGAGUUGCUGCACCUGAGGUCUUCUCUGGUGAAUGUAAGCGAGGAUCAGCUGACGUCUCGUCUGGCAGCUUCACACAGCAAACCAAAGACUCCAGUGGACAUAAAGAAACAGGAGAAGAAGGAACUGACAGAGGUGGACAAGCUGAGGGAGGCUCUGAGAGAAGCUGAGGCGAGAGUUGCAACUCUCCAAGAAGAACGAAACAAAGCACUCCAGGAUCUCCAGACUUCUGCUGAGACACAGAAGAUGGUGAUUAAUCAAAUGGAGGAGAUGGAAAAGAGAGUCAGUGACGUCAAACCGGGUUGCUCUGAGGUGCAAAGCCAUCUUAGAGAAGAAAACAGCAAAAUCUCUUUUCAGGAUAAAGAAAACCCAGAGCAGCAGCUUAACAGAACCACAACAGAACCACACGGCUCUGAGAUGCACAACAUCGUCUCUAAUCCAAAGAAGGAGAACUUAGAGGUAAAUAAACAAUUGAGACAAGAACUGGAAGUGAUGAAGAAACAUCUGGCUGAGUCACAACGUCAGCUGCAGGAGCUAAACGAGGAGAGAAACAUAAACUUAAGACAGAUCACAGAUCGGAUCAGAGAAAAGGAGAAUCUCCUGACUGAAAGAAACUCAGGAGGACAUGAUGCAUUAAACGGAUCAACGGGAAACAUCAACCAGCGCAGGACAUCUCCAGACGAUUUGGACCUGGAAAAUCAGAAACUGCAGAAUCAGUGUGUCUGUUUGGAAGGAAAGCUCAAAGAGAAGGAAAAAAUGCUGCAAAUGCAUGAGAAAACGUAUCAAAAAAAGGAUGAAAUGAGACUCCUGUGCAUCAAAGAACUAGAAGAUCUGGCCUCAUACUGGACAGAAAAAUGGCAAAAUGUUGCUUUGAACCUUCAGUCCACACAAGACGAGUUAGAAGAACUCAAGAGAAACUGCACCAUUGAUACAAGAGAAUCUGAGUCUUUGCUGAGGUCUGAACAGGAAACAGGUAGUGAUUUGGUGCAGACUCUUCACAAAGACACACAGACGGACCUUUCAGAAUCCUCUUUAACACUAGACUCCACAUGCAGCAGAAAUAAAUCUCCCCAGCUGUGGACGCAAAGCGGCGAGGUUCAGAGGCUGAAGCAAAAACUUUCAGAAACAGAAAGGGAAGUGAGUGAGAGAGAGCAUGAUUUGAGGACUAUGGAACGGCUGAGAGAGAUGGAACGAGCUGAGGCUCAAAUUAGGAUUUCUGCUCUUGAACUCAAGCUCAUGAAAAAGGCGUCUGAAGUUUGUCAAAACUGUGGAGGAGUUCAGGCGGAUAUGUCAAACCCUGCCUCAAUGCACGAGCAGCAAGACGAGUGGAGGGAAAAGUCGGAUGAGACGCAGCAGCUGAAUCCUCCAGCCCUCCACAAACAUACCAACCAGAGGCAGAAGGUUUCCCACAGUGGGGGUAAAAAUGAGACUUUAUGGAUUGAAGACAAGAAGAAUAAAACCAUCUGCAUUGUUGACCAAGAGGUGGAGCAGCAGAGACGAAAGGUCACUGAGCAGUUAAAGAGGUUGUUUAAGGAGCGAGAAGGAAAGGAGGCAGGAAGAUUAGCUGAUACACAAUCAGUCGCUCAAAGUGGAUCCUCCUCAACUCAGGACUGGACUCCCACAUCUCUGGUUGUUAGGGCUGCAGCAGACAGGAGAAGUUGGCAGCCUGGCUCGGCUUUGAUGCCGGUGUUGGAGGAGGAUGAGGAGAACGGUGACUGGUCAGGAGUGGAUGAAGGGGAUGUAAAACAGGAAGCCCACACUGAGGUAAAACCUUCAGACUGCAGGUUUAAAAACAUAGAUUUAAGUCCAACUUUCCCUCAACCAUAAAAAUACGCAAUAGUUUUCUGUCUGCUGAAAUGUGUGAGUAAUCAUGGUCCACACAUAAUCUCAUCCAAUAAAGAGAGCGUCCCAUUUCAUUA